This is a messenger RNA of Panicum virgatum (switchgrass), 5961 nucleotides long. Its product is annotated as disease resistance protein Pik-2-like. The transcript is spliced from 2 exons. Bases 2891 to 5752 code for a protein of 953 amino acids. Gene Ontology annotation, molecular function: ADP binding. NCBI's taxonomy places the organism in Eukaryota, Viridiplantae, Streptophyta, Magnoliopsida, Poales, Poaceae. The record is from RefSeq and is a predicted model, not a curated record. Gene Ontology annotation, biological process: defense response to other organism.
GGGAAAGCGGCAGAGUUGCUCCCGUCGCUGGGAUUUCUUCCAGGAUAAGUGUGUACACAUAUGUGUUGGUGCUGGAGCUUUCUUCUUACAUGUUCUGAGGCUCUGAGCUCCAAAUAUGAUCUGAUUCAUGAGGUCUAACCUGUUUGAAAGAAGGAAAAUUUAGCAUAGAGAGAUUGGGUGUGGUCAGGUUGACAGUGGUGCUCAACAUGCUCGUCGAGUAUUUAGCUCGCUAGCACGGUUAGCAGUAGCAGGGAUUCGCUAAUGCUAAACGGAGUACGCAACCUCUGCUCUAUGCUCCGACGGUCAGGCCGCAACCCCAAGCAUCACAAGUGAAUUCUGCAGUAGUUCCCCAUGCCAUGGGCUCCAAAUCCAACAGCAGACCGGCAGCGCGAGUAGCUCUUUCCAUGGCGCCGGCGAUGGCCUGCCUCCGGCGCGCCACGCCCUUGCCGAUCAAGUCCUGAUCGUGUGCAGCAGGCGGAGAAGCGCCGGCAAAUUUCGGGCCGCGAAGCAAGCGAGCUCCUCCGUCCCCGAGACCCCGAGGCACCGUGCUCCAGGUGUUCGAUGAAAUGCCUCACGGAGAGCGCGGAGCGGAUGCAGGUGGGCGUGCGAGGGUUGUCGACAUUUCGUGCACGAGUGGUUAGUGACACGCCUGGAUGGGCGCAGAGCUGGGAGAGAGGAUGGUUCAAUGUGUAGGAAGAGACGACGUCGAAGACGGCCCGCCGGCACCGUUUAGGAUGGCUUUCUGCGCAACAGUCUGAACAGUUGGAAUCCUUCAAUAGUCAGGUAAUUGUCUGCUUUCAUUGCAAACACACCCAAAUGUUUGUCUAGACUCUAGAAUCGAGUAAUUCACCAACUCACCACGAACUUUCUUCUUGAUGCAAAGAUACAUCUCCUGUCUAUUCUUGAAUUAUGUUAUGUCACCAUCUUUCGAAAGUUCAAUACUGAAAUGGUCCUUGUCUAAAGUUCAUUUUCUUUAUCUAAUUCUGUGGGCAUACGUAUUUUUUUUCUUUGGGUGGGCAGCCAUAUUUCUUAUACAAGGAAAAGGACUAUAUACAAUGAAAUUGUCAUGAUCAUCUGUUCCUUAGUUGUUUAGUGCUUGUUAAGCUUUCAAGUACAUGGAACCCUUUCAAGUAGCCUAGUGUCCAUUGCUCUUUUGGUUUACAGUGUUCCGCACUCAACCUUCUUUCAGUCUGAGGUUAUGAACAAAUCUGUGGUCUCAAUGUCAAGCAAGACAAUCAUUAGGGUUUACAUUACCUGUCCAUGUCAUAUAGUCAAUGUUCGAUACUGUGUUUUCUUUCUCUUCUUGAAUACUUACGUCUUAUCUUGUAUUCUUAUUAUCGCCACGUAUGCUAUUAGGUAAGCCUUCUUAUCUAGCAGAAUUUUCUGCUAGUUCUGUGUUGUUGCAUGUUUUUCUACCUACUAUUUAUAUACGACUACCUGAGGUUCAUAUUGUUAAAAAUGAGAAGCACUGCCACUGCUGAUCUGUUUGGGGCUACAUACUAGCAUGGAGAAUAUCUCAGUAGGCCGUUGGUGUCUGUCCUAAUAGUCUAGGGUUCUUUUCUUUUUUCAUUUUGCCAGCCUUAAUAUCAGUUUAUUCUUUAUUGUAAUUUGCUUAGAGCUGACUAAAACAUGUCAGAAUCAGACAAUUGCCAUCUUUUUAGCUAUUUUGGUUACAUUUUCUUGAUCUUGCUCUGUUCAGUUGGCUGUCGCUGGUAGCCGGUGCUGAUUUGCUGUAAGAGAAAAGUACUGCUGGCUGGCUACUAGUUGGUGGCUGAUGCUGAUUUGGUGUGAGAGAAGAACACUGCUGACUGGCUAGCUGAGAAGCCAGUUGAACAGAGCGCAUGUUUACAUCACGAUGUAGUCUUUCUCCUUUUCGUGCUUAUAUGUUUUGGCACAUGUUUACAACACUACUGACUGGCUGGCUGAGAAAAACACUACUGACUGUUUUUUUUUGGCGUGCUUAUAUGUUUUGGCACAUGUAUCAUUUGUGUCACCAUUCCAUAAUCCUCUAUAUCUAGCAGAGUUGAGGGUGCCAGUGUACCACUCCCUCAGCGUUAUGUUUACAUCACGAUAUAGGCUUUCUCCUUUUCACAUUGAAUUGCAGCAUGGCAAAUUCUGUAGCUGUUACCUUGCCUUUCUCCCUGUUCUCUUUUCUUGCUCUUACUUAUUGGGUAAUUUUGUUUCUUUAGUUUGAUUUAGAUGUGUAUAUUUUUUGUUCACUCAUUCAUCAUCAUGUAUUACAAAGUCAACCUGUGCUCUUUCUCCUUUUAUUGUUGAACCGUAGUAUUGCCACUUUCUUAUCUGGUGUUACUUAAUGGGGAUGAUUCUGUUUGUAUAUGUUUGGGUUGGAUGUGUAUCUUAUAGGAUGUGUAUCUUAUAAGUCACUCUUCCACCAUUUUGUAUAUUUAAGUAUCGAUUGUACAGUUGAUUGUACAAGUAUCGAUGUACAGUUGACUAAAUCAUGCUGGCUUAUAUAUCUAGAUAGAUCAAUUACCUGUCCUGACAUGAUAAGUGAAUUGGGUUUGCUGGAAAGGGACAUUGUCAUGCACUCUACAAAUAUUAUGUGUAGCUGAAAAUAUUAUAGUAAACAAAGUUGAAUAUCAUCCAAGUUUCCAUGUCAGCAUGUUUUUGGAAUCUGUUGGCCAUCAGACAUGGACAAAGUCUCAGUUUUGUGUCAUUGCCUUGUCAUCAGCAAUCAUUGCAACUCGUGUCAUUUUCUUUUCUGCAAUUAUACUAUUAUGGCUUCCUUGUGAAGCCUAUUGGGAACCAGAAAUAAUCAGGAAACUUUGGUCUGAAACACUCUUAUUCUGUUAUUAGAGUUUAGCAGGCCAAUAUAUAUGUAUACCGUGCAACAUAACUCAAACAGCUGUUCCAUUCGCAAAAGUAAGAUAUGGAAGGCGUUAUCUUUAGUUUAACUGAGGGUGCGGUGAGGAGUCUCUUGUGCAAACUUGGUUGCCUUCUCUCCCGGGAAAGUUGGUUGGUUCAGAGCAUCCAUGGUGAUAUGCAAUACAUCAAGGAUGAGCUCGAGAGCAUGAAUGCCUUCCUUCGCACCCUCACCACGUCAGAGGGCCAUGACGACCAAGUGAGAAUCUGGAUGAAGCAAGUGAGGGAGAUUGCCUAUGAUGCCGAGGACUGCAUUGAUGAGUUCAUCCAUCAUCUAGGUGAGCCAUCUGGAAUGGGCUUCAUUCGACAAUUAAUGUGUAUAUCUGGCACACUAGUCUGUCGCCGCCGAAUUGCCAUCCAGCUACAAGAACUGAAGGUCCGUGCCCGGGAUGUUGGUGAGCGGCGAUCACGUUACGGUGUGGUGCAUCCAAGGACUGUGCGUAGAGGAGGUAGCCGGCAACUCAGCAAGCAUGCAUCUCUUCACCUUGAUCCACAGCUGCAUGCUCUGUUUACAGAAGAGGCUCAGAUGGUAGGCAUUGAUGAGCCAAGGGAUGCACUCGUAAGCUGGCUGAUGGAAGAUGAUCCCCGGCUUCGCGUGGUAGCCAUUGUUGGAUUCGGUGGCCUUGGCAAGACCACGUUGGCAAGGAUGGUGUGUGAAAGCCCAAUGAUUAAAGGUGCUGAUUUUCAAUGCUGUCCAUUGUUCAUUGUGUCGCAGACCGUCAACAUCAGGACCCUGUUUCAGCACAUGAUAAGGGAGCUGAUCCAGCGCCCACAAAAGGCAAUGGCAAUAGCUGGAGGCAAGCAUGGCCAUUUAACAGAAGAAAACUUUAAGGGAAUUGAAAGGUGGGAGGUUGCAGUAUUGGCUGAGAAGCUCAGGCGAUAUUUGCAAGACAAAAGGUACAUUAUGAUCCUUGAUGACAUAUGGACUAUAUCAGCAUGGGAGAGCAUCAGAUGUGCACUGCCUGAAAAUAAGAAGGGUAGCAGGGUAAUUAUAACCACAAGGAAUGAAGAUGUGGCCAAAACAUGCUGUUCUCAUCCCCAAGAUUGGAUUUACAAAAUCCAGAGAUUAUCUGAUGCUACAUCACGUGAACUAUUUUUCAAAAAGAUCUUUGGCUCGGCAGAUAAACUACCAACUGAUGACUUGGAGGAAGUAUCAAACUCCAUUUUGAAGAAAUGCGGAGGGUUGCCUUUGGCAAUAGAGAGCAUUGGCAGCCUUCUUGCAAGCAAGAUAAAUAGAUCCAAGCAGGAGUGGCAGAAGGUUUGUGACAACUUAGGCUCUGAACUGGAAAGUAAUCCUACUCUGGAAGGCGCGAAGCAAGUCUUGACCUUGAGUUAUGAUGAUCUACCCUACCAUCUGAAGGCUUGCUUCUUAUAUCUAAGUAUUUUCCCUGAAAAUUAUGUGAUCAAGAGGGGACCAUUGGUGAGAAGGUGGAUAGCUGAAGGUUUUGUCAGUCAAAGGCAUGGAUUAAGCAUGGAGCAGGUUGCAGAAAGUUACUUUGAUGAGUUUGUGGCUAGAAGCAUUGUACAGCCUGUGAGAAUUGAUUGGAAUGGGAAGGUGAGGAGCUGCAGAGUUCAUGAUAUAAUGCUAGAAGUUAUCGUCUCCAAGUCACUUGAGGAGAACUUUGCAUCGUUCUUAUGUGAUAACACAAGCUUAUUGGUCUCUCACGACAAGAUUCGUCGCCUUUCCAUCCAUAGUUGUCACAAGUUGGUUCAGACAACCAGUGCCAGUGUAUCUCAUGUUCGCUCCUUCACAAUGUCAGCUUCUGUCGAGGAAGUCCCAUUCUUCUUUCCACAGCUUCGGCUGCUACGAGUACUUGACAUGCAAGGCUGCAGUUACUUGAGCAUGAACACAUUGGAGUGUAUCUGCAAAUUUUUCCAGCUUAAGUACCUAAGCCUCAGAAAUACCAAGGUCUGCAAGUUACCACGGCUACUAGGAAAUCUGAAGCUCCUGGAAACGCUGGACAUUAGGGCAACACUAGUCAAGAAACUACCGGCCAGUGCAAAAAAUCUCAGUUGCAUGAAGCAUCUAUUGGUUGGGCACAAGGAGCAACUUACAAGGACAGCCAGUGUCAAGUACUUAAAACCAUGCUCAGGCGUGGAGAUGGCUCCUGGGGUGGUCAAGAAUAUGGCAGCUCUCCAAUCACUUGUCCAUAUAAUGGUCAAGGAGCAAUCAUUGGUGCUGCGAGAGAUCGGUUUGCUGCAAAAACUAAGGAAGCUCAAUGUUCUGUUCCGCAAUGUGGAAGUGAAUUGGAAAGCUUUUGUUGAGUCACUGGGAAAAUUGGCAAGCUCUCUAAGCUCACUCUCCAUUCACAUUCUUGAUGAAAAGGAGCAUAGCUCAUCUUUGGACAUUCUAGCUUAUGUCGAGUCACCUCCACUACUUCUUACCAAUUUUAGUCUCACAGGCAAAUUAAAGAGUCUACCUCCUUGGAUAUCAUCACUUCGAAACGUGUCCAGGUUUACUGUUCGAAAGACCCAACUCCACGCCGAGGCUAUAGAAGUUCUUGGAGACCUUCCAAAUCUACUCUACCUCAAGCUCUAUCACAACUCGUAUGUUGAUGACUGCAUAGUAUUUUGCAGCGGUAAAUUUACAAAGCUCUGCAUGUUGGUUAUUGAUAAUUUGGAGAACACCGAAAUGGUGCGCUUCGAGGAAGGUUCAGUGCCGAAUCUUGAGAGGCUGACUUUAUCAUUCCUUCGAGAACCUAAAGAUGGGAUUUCAGGUCUUCAGAACCUCCAAAAGCUCAGGGAGAUUGAGUUCUUUGGUAACAUCAUAUUAUCCGUGGUGAAUAAAGUGGUAUCAUGUGUGAAGACACAUCCAAACCAUCCAAGAGUUAUCGGUGACAAAUGGAAUAUUGUAACUGAAUACGCUUAAGUGGCAAACCCAGUAGCAUAUAAUUUGGCAUUACGCAUCCUAUUCAUGGAAGUGGUUUGUUACUUUAAGCAAUAGAAUAAUGUACGCUAAUCUGCAGUGCAGUUCAUUGUAUUGUAUUAUAUGAUACUAAGUGUUAUAUGAGUUACUUUGCUUGCACCACCAGUAGUGUACUUUUCUAGCAAGUGAAAAUUGAUGGUAGUUUGGUGAUU